GUACGAUAUUGAGCGCAAUUAGAAUUUAAUUCUGAGAAACUGAAUUCCGGUCCUUAAUACAAACACUCCCGAAGUCGCCCUUUCGCCCUUCUCGGGUGAUGUAUAUCCGUCAAACCUGACUAUCCCCCCUCCUCCCUUUUUGCGAUCAGCCUCAAUGGCCCGCGGGAAUACCCGAUGGAAAGAGCAGAACUAGGAGAAGAAGAAGGGUCACAGUCUCCAACAAAAAAACGGCGAAGGAUGUAGAUCCAGUCACGCCAAACAUGUGGAAGGCCGCAUGCGGCUGGGAAAGAAUGGGAACGUUGUGGCUCAUGAUCUAUGACGAUUAUGACAACUCCUGGAUAGCUGGCAUCCCCGACCACCUAGCAGCCGACAUGCGCAGAACCCCCCAGUUAGUGGUCCCAAGCAGGAAACAACCUCCAACGAGAAGGAAUACAGGUAUGUUUGGCUUGAUCGGGGUCAACAAAAGGACCGCGAAGACCCCCAGACAGGAGGCAAGUACCGCGCAUAGCGACAUCAUGAAGAGAUUUGAGCUAUUUCGGCCCUCUCUGUCGACCACCUUCUCCAGUUUUCCUGCGCGGAAAGUGUUCAGCGCCAGACGUGCUACCACGCGCCGCGAAGCUUCGGAAAGAAGCUGCGGGAGUUCCGGUGGUCCGAGUCGUGCGUGGCUUUGAGAAUAACGUUCCCGCUUGACGUUCAGCCCUUGGUGUUCAGAUGGGCCAGGUGAGGCAGGGGUCUCAUCGAAGACAGUAAGGGCAUUUCCCCAAUCGGUUUGUCACACAUCCCGAGGCAUCUCGGUGAUAGACUUUUCAAUUGGGGGAGUGCCAUACUCAGGAGCCGCAUAUCGCCCGCGACUUGGACUAUGUAAGACACUAAAAAACAGCCCCAGCGAAGGAAGCUAGGCCAAGGGUUCAGACCAUGAAUCUGUACAUCCUCAAUGUUGAUCAACUCUUUUAAUCCAACCAUUUCUUUUAAUUUCAAUGAGUCAUCCACAGUCCAACUAGG
Messenger RNA from Cladophialophora immunda, 1002 nucleotides. RefSeq lists its product as uncharacterized. The record is from RefSeq and is a predicted model, not a curated record. Lineage: Eukaryota; Fungi; Ascomycota; Eurotiomycetes; Chaetothyriales; Herpotrichiellaceae. The transcript has a single exon. The coding region runs from base 261 to 671 and encodes 136 amino acids.